Aspergillus caelatus is the source of this 1991-nucleotide messenger RNA. RefSeq lists its product as uncharacterized. The transcript is spliced from 3 exons. Lineage: Eukaryota; Fungi; Ascomycota; Eurotiomycetes; Eurotiales; Aspergillaceae. Bases 94 to 1836 code for a protein of 580 amino acids. The record is from RefSeq and is a predicted model, not a curated record.
CUCGAAUUCAAUAAGACAUUCUAGCACAGCACUAGCGAGCCUACCAUUUCAUCUUCAUAUUUUCAGCAACCCCCAAACCCCUGAAUCGGAAACAUGGCUCUGGCGUACCCUGAAGGAGAGUGCUUCUUCAAGCGCUCCGCCUUGAACUCCAGCAACAAGAACUUCUACCAAGCCGACCGUGCGGAUCAUUUCUAUGGCCAUUUCCUCCUUGAGUUCAUCUGGAAUGUGCCAUCUCAUACAGGAGAUUCAGCACGCCAAAGACGUAGCCACCCGCGUUCCACAUACCACCUAAAUGACCUGAGUACAUGGACGCCACCGCCGGUCAUGCUCAAGACAAAUGGCCCCUACAUAGGGAAUUGGUCACAGCUGCCCUUCGUGUAUGGCUCACACUACAGUAAAGGAAAGCAGCGCCGUAUGCAGCAUAAUCUCUGCACUAAUGCCAAACGACUUCAGGCCCAGGUGAAAGGUGAUGCUAUGGAGUCCUGGUUCAUGAUCAUGCCGAUGCCCAAAAGGCAGGAAGGCUGGGUCUUCAUUGAUCGCCUGACCAAUAUCCGAGCCAUCUACAUUCCAGUAGCACACCAAGCUUCCGAGGACCAUCCGGAGCUCUGCACCUUUCUGCAUGUCAACUUUGCUGCAGCAAACGCUGCAGUCAGUAUGUUUCAUCACACUUGUGAGAAUAACAAGGUCAAAAAGUACUGGAAGAAGGUUACAUUAAAGAAAACAGUCGGUCUGCCGGAUUGGGGCAACCUGACCGUCGGAAUCAACAUCAACGGCCUGGUGAAUCUGCUCUCACUGCCCCGCCAACUACGUGCUCAGAAUGCCUUCACCUCUAAGAAUAUCAUCAUUGUGGAAAGUAGUCUGGUGGCAAGUCCAAAGCUAGAGCGAAGCUUCGAUGACGGCACAGACUUUGAUUGGGCCAAGGUUGCCGGAGCGAACUUUGGCCUGAGCAUCCAAUGGAAGCCUGCCCCAAAAAAGCAAGACUGGUUGGAGAACUUCUUGAAAAACUCUUUGACCAUCGCUGUCGGCUUUAUUCCUGGCAUUGGGCCUAUCGCAGCUAUUGCGUUCCCGUUGAUCUGGACGGCUAUUGCUGAUCCGGACUCGUUUGUGGAUACCUGGAGGAACCUCUGUCCUGGAGUGGAUCUGCAGCUGAAGCUCCUGGAGGCCAUCAAAGAUAGCGCUAAGGAGACUCGGGAAUAUCUACCGGAAGGGUGGGAGCAGACUGCUCUUGGUCCUAAAUUUCUUUCUGGUCCUCAUGCCAGUGGCACGAGGGUAGCUGCGUUGGUUGCGGAUCCUGGUAGCAACCCGGGGGAUCUGGAUACAGAGGCUCUUAUUAUUAACGAACUGAAAGCCUUGGAGGGCGAAUCUGUGGAUGGACUUACCCAGGCCCUGGAUCCCGGGAGACCGGAGGACGAAAUUGUCAUACUGGAGGCUGAUAAGGAGGCCGUUGGAGGUGGUGACGUCAAAGAGGAUGAUCACCGCCUCGAAGACCAGGUCGACGCAGAGGUCGUUCCUGACAAAGUGACUCUGGAUGAGGUCGGCCCCGACAUGAGCUUCAGAUUGGCCGAACAAGCCCUCAAAGACACAGCAAGGUCAGAGGAUGAAAGUGAGUGGCAGAAGCUCAUGGAUAUCGCGAUGGAGACGGCCAAAGAUAUAGCUUCAAAGCUGCCCACUAUCCCUGGCUUAGGCAACAAGGAUGAAAGCUCUAGUAAUGACGGUCAAGAUGACGCCGCUGAGGAUCCCACCGUGAGCGAUGGUCCUGUCAAUGAUUUCAAUUGGAUGGAUGACUACUUCAAAGCCCUCUUUUCAGGCAGCCUUCCGCUCGAAGGACAGGCAUGAGGCAUCGUACAUGCUAUAUCGGAACGCAGAAAUACGAUAAUGUGGAGGGGUUAUAUGGUGUUACACGAGAAGAUGUUCAACCAUCGCUCCUCGCAACAUUAGUUUGCUCAUAGUGAUUAAGUAACAAUGUUUAUGACUGCUUAUAAGGACUGAAC